Chroicocephalus ridibundus (black-headed gull) is the source of this 4488-nucleotide messenger RNA. It is a transcript of the gene YAE1, whose product is annotated as YAE1 maturation factor of ABCE1. The record is from RefSeq and is a predicted model, not a curated record. NCBI's taxonomy places the organism in Eukaryota, Metazoa, Chordata, Aves, Charadriiformes, Laridae. The coding region runs from base 404 to 1066 and encodes 220 amino acids. The transcript has 4 exons.
GCUGUGGCCGGCCGCAGGGAGGGAGCCUGCAGGCUGCGGGACUCCAGCCGGUCGCGUCCCGGGAAAAGCAGCGUGGGCGAGCGCGGGGUGGCUCUUGUGGCCCUCGGGUCCCCGAGAGCCGCUGGUGCCUCUGCAAGAGACAGCAUUUGUGGGUUGUAAGAAUUUCCACUGAUGAAAUGAAGGUUUUCUUCCGUGGAAGAGAUGCGCCCAGAUGGUAAACAGCAUCCGUUUUCCAUGUGGAAAUGAAUGUACGGGUUGAAUAAUCAGCUCCGUACAUGACUUCUCUUCAGAACUCACAGGUUUUGCCUAUACUGCUAGUCUGACACUUAGCCAGAGGGACUUUUGAAGGUUUUUCAGUAUUUUUUUUACCACAUAAACAGAGGUCGUAGUCAUCGCUGCUGUUAUGUCCUGGGUACAAGUUGCAGUCAGCCGAUCCAGUGAGGAUAUAUUUGAUGAAGAAGCAGAUGAGAUGUAUCUACUACAGAAAGAAUGGAACAGCACCAUGAAAAAAAGAUUGAAGGAAGGCUAUAGGGAUGGCAUUGAGGCUGGGAAAGAACUCGCACUCCAAGAAGGCUUCAAUCAAGGUUAUAGACAUGGUGCUGAGCUGAUGAUUAGCUGCGGCCAGGUCAGAGGAACCCUGAAUGCUCUCUUAUCCUGGUGUCAUCUUAAUGGACAUGAUUCUGCCUUAAGUAAGAUAAAUAAUCUUCUCGAUGUGAUUGGAAAGCAUGAAGAAGAUGUGCUUCAACAUCUGAAUUCUAUCGAACAACAGACACAUCUCGGACAAAUUUUAGAUUCUGUUCAGGACAUGGACCUUAAUCACACAGCUCCAGCUGGGACAGAGUACAAUGAAGUUAAAGCUGAAAAACACAAAGACAUUGGCAGCUUUGGUGAAAACAUUUGUCGAAAUAAUGGUGAGGUUGAUUCCUUGCAGUGUGGCGAGGCAAAACUCUGCACAGCUCCUGAAAGGUCAACCCUUGCUUGGGUUAAAAAGCAGACUAUUUGGCUAGUAGAGCAACUGGGCUUAUCACUGGAUAUACUCCAUCAUGUCCAGCAACUAGAACAUUAGUUUUUCUGUUGUGUGGUAUUUAAAAUUCUCUCAACUGGAUUUGAUUCUCAGUUUGUGGACCAUGUACAGGCUGAUGUAUGCUUCAUUUUAGGGAAAUCUGAUUUUGAUACUUCCCAGUAGAGGUAAUUUCUGUAAAUCUUCACCAUGCUUUGGCUCUUGGCAAAAAAAAAAAAAAAACCACCAAAAAAACCACCUUCUUGCUUUCAAUCUUAAACAUAACUUUCACAGAAAGGGGAAAUUACUUUUAAAGCUCCACAAAGAUUUACUAAGCAUGUUUCUGUUCUGUGUCAGAAGCUAGCAUUUCACCUUCACUUUCUCUUUGGCAGCAGUUUGGAAAUGGAGCAGUUCCCUUAAAUCGCCUCUAAAUAGGUCCCCUCUAAUAUCUAAGAAACAAAUGCCCAGUGCUAUGGACAAGCUAUUCUUGUACAAUAAGCUGCUGUUGAGAAUAUGCUAUGUCUGUGCAAAACAGAAUGGGAUUUGCUAGAGUUCUGUGACUCUAGUCACUAUAUAAAAUGCAGGAAUUUUUCACCUUUUGUCAAAACCUUCCUCUUAUCUUUUGUAACCACUAUUCAGUGCACUUUCACAGUUAAAAACUAUUUUUUCCUCCUCAUACAGUUCUAUUUAUUUAACUUUUGCUGAAAACACACCAUUCUCUUCAAAUGCAGGAUUACUGACAAUUGGAUUGUUUUACUGUUAGACCAUCUACUCUUACCCUGUUAGACCACACUGAACACGUUUCCAGUCUAAUUAACUUCCUUGUGUUAUUUUUGUAUUUAUUUUGCCAGUCCCUCUAGCCUGAACUCUUUCCCUCACUCCUGUAGUGUUUUUCCCAAACUCUUCAAGGAAGGCAGGCUUAUUCACCUUCUCUUGGAAACAUGUUGUUAGCCACACAUGCAUAUUUCUGACAACUUUGUAUUUCUCUGCCAACAUUCUGUAUUUGACUCCUUUUCCUCUUAUUUGCCUUAGCUGUAGCUGCAUAUUGCUCUGGUCAGGAAGUCUUUCUCUUUGUGAAUACCUAUCUCUGUUUUACACGAAUUAAACUGAUUUACAGUAAGUUAGGAAUUUGCUUGUUUUAAGUUGCUUGCGACUUUCCUUCAUGUCUGAGAUAAAGCAGGUCUAGACAGAGACGAACUGAAUUCUUGAACAGCCAACUUAACUAUACUUAAAAGAAAAUGAAAUCACAAAAGCGUUUUAUAGUUUGAGCCCAGAAAAAAAGCUAAGGUGAAAAUGACUUGAUUUUCAGAGACUGAGUUUACAACUUUCUUAAUAAAGGCUCUAUUAUCCUGCCACGGAGCUGGUGGACUAAGUUUGGCUGCCAUUCAGUACCACUUCUUCAUUAGGGGAAAGCAGAACUGCAAUUAAGAGUCUCUUAUUGAACUUGUUUCUGAAAUAGUGGACAAACAGGGCUGUCUACAUUAAUUACAUACGUACAAAAUUGUUCAAACAACUUUCUUUUUUUCAUUUUAUUUAGUGUAAUGCUGACAUGGAUAAACAUUACUUUUCUACAAGUGCGUGCCUGUAUCACGUAUUGUUAGACAAAUUUCCUCCAUACUGUGCUAGAAUGUGGUGCAGACAAAAAUAAAGGUUACUAGAGAAGUGUUAGACUUUCCAAAUUUGGAAGUUUAAAAAUGCAAAUUCAAGAGUGUUACUUCUAUGUAUCUAAUAACAUGCAAAAAGGAAACUCCAUUCACAAAUUACUAAGUAGACAGUGAGCUUGCCAAGUUCCCUCCAACUACUUCUGCAAAUGCAAUCAGCGCCAGGGAAAAUAUUUCUUUCUUCUUUGAUUAUGAAACAAUAGAUUGUGUGUUUCACUUAUCUGUCAUAAUAACUUCUGUACUAGCUGUGGAAUUACUUUCCUCCACUGCGCCCAAAGCUUCUGUGCUUACUGUGGGGUUAUUUUUUUCUGUGUUACCACCCAGAGUUUCCAGUUUGGCUGCAGAGAGAUUUUCUUCUGGGGUGUCUGUAAUGCUUGGCUUAUCUGUCACUAGCAAAUCUUGCUGACCAGCCACAGGAAGACUUUUUUCAAGACUAUUAGAAUCUGUAAUUUGCUCACAUGAUGGUUCAGGGUUUUUUUUCACGUCUGCUUCCAUGUCUUGUGUUUCGCUCUUAGCUUUCACCUUGGCAGCAUUCCUGAAAAUAGCUCUCAUGACAACUGGGACUGACAUGCAACUGAAGGAGGAAAUGAAACAUUAGUCACUACUACAGACUUCAUCCAUUCUUCAACGCAUUUCUUUUUUUUUUAAACUGCGGCUGACACAGGAAUGAUAGGUGUGACAAACAGCACUGGCACCUCGCAUCUUUUUGCCUUGUACAACCUAAUAGGCAUGACUUUGUAACUACAAUAUAAUGAUAUGUGAUAUACCAGAAACAUAUGUUGACACAAUGAAAUCAAGUGCUGGGUCUUUGAGCUUAGCAGUGCAAAGGAGCUUUGAUAGAAGAAGUAGGAGGGUUUGGUAAAAAAAAAAAAAAAGUCAUAAGAGUGCUUUUAAUGAAAACCUAAACUAAUACUAUUGAAAUAUAUUUAUUUGUGCUGAGUUUUUAUAAUUGUAACUUUUGUGUAUUGUAUAAGACGUGUACAGAGCAUACCUUCUCAAAAACACUAUCUACACUAGAGGAGUCUUUUUUCCAUUCUAACAACACAGUUACCUGGUUCCGGGAAUAGUAUCUAGUAUUCUGUCACUUAACACAGGGCAGGCUAAUUAAACAGGUUCAAAAUGCAGCCUCUAUUGAAUUUGCUGUCAUCAAAUAGAUAUACUAGCUUAUGCCAAAUGAAUUAGUGCUCUCAGUCCUUUCUCUGGCAUAUGUUCAUAUAUCACAGCAACUUGUCUCUCCUGUAAUUUGUUUCAGAAAACAAGCCAGAGACGGCAUUGUAGACAUGCCAUAUACACCUCACUUUCUGAAAAGAAGCACUGAUUGAUAUUAAGUAGAUGUGGAAGAAGUCCUUUCCCUGCUGUUCUAAGUUACACCAGUCAGGAAGGAGACUGUUGUCAGGUAGAGUCUUCAGAGAAGCAUAUUUACAAAAGAAAAAAGCAUCUUUAAACUCUCUUCAUUCAGAAGCAUUUCCCUGCCCCACAUGCUUUCUUCUAGAAAGGAACACUAUCACUGACUAUUAAUGUUUAAAAAUUUUGAAAGAGAUACUUGAGACACUGAAGUAGCUUAUUGUCACUAUUAUAUUAUAACUUUUUACUAGAGUGAAGUUUUCUGGUUGCUGAAUUUAUGGCAUUGUGAGCGCACAUGGUAUUUCCAUUCAAUGGACAUCUGAGGUUCAUUCCAAAUGUUAUGAAAUAAAAUAAAACUACUUACCGCUUCACAGCUCUUGUUAUAAAAUCGUCACUAGAAUUUAGAGUUGGAUCUUGAGGAUUUAAAUGAAAGCGACACUGGACUUCUCUGGAGGUUAUAACAUCAAUUAUCACUAAGAAAGA